Molecule: messenger RNA, 2049 nt
Organism: Plasmodium adleri (nom. inval.)
Lineage: Eukaryota; Apicomplexa; Aconoidasida; Haemosporida; Plasmodiidae
Product: conserved Plasmodium protein, unknown function
Exons: 2
Coding region: 1-2049 (682 amino acids)
Source: RefSeq, a predicted model, not a curated record
AUGUGGGUUCAAUAUAUUCCUCAAAUUAUGCCUAUGGAAAAACCUAUGUUUCAUAUUCAGAAGCGCUUUGCAUAUUAUAGAUUUCAUAAGCGAGUAGGUAAAGGGUCUUGGGUUGGAUAUAUAGAAAGAUAUAAAGUUCCAAGAAGUAUAGAAAAUACACAAAGAUUAAUUUACAAUUAUGAGGCAAGUUAUUGUGAGAAGAAAUUAUCAUGCAGCUGGUUAUGGAUGUUACCAAAAAAGCUAGCUCUAUCAACGACUUCAGAUGAAGUUUUAAAUGUUUGGGUUUAUUAUCGACAUAAAAAAAAAAAAGCUUAUCAUUAUUUAAAAGUUUUAAAAAGAUUAGUAGAUGUUGGUUUUUGUUCUUCUAGUGAUUGGAGAUUUAAAUUAAUUACUUCUAGAAUUCAAAAUAAAAUAAAUACAUUUUUGAAUUUACCACGAAUAUGUUUUUAUUAUGGUAAAUUAAAAGCUACUGCUCAAUUAGAAAAUGUUACUAAAAUGUUAUAUAAUAGAUUAAAUUCAUAUAUGCCUUAUCAACUUAUAUUGAUUUUAAGAGCCUUCUCUUAUUGUCAUUUACAAGAUAUAUAUCUCUUUAAUAAAAUUAGAGAUAUACUUCAACCACAAAUACAAUCACUUCCUUUUUAUUAUUUGAUAAAAAUUGUAGAGUCCUAUUCGUCUUGUUUAAUACAUGAUUAUUUAUAUCUUAAUAAAAUUGUAGAAGAAAUUAUUUAUAGAAUGAAUAUGUGUAACCAAGAAUUUGUAAACAAUGUGAAUGACCCUAUAUCUGAGAGGAUGAAUAAUAUAAACAGGGAUAUAUUUUUAAAUAAUAAUCAUAUAGACAAUUCAGACAGCGAGAUAAACAACAAUAAUUGUAGUAAUCAAAUUGGCAUUGGUUCUAUGAAGAGUAGGAAUAUUAUGAACAGCCAUGUUGUUACUGAUAAUGAUAGAAUUAAAAAUAAAUAUGAAAAUAAUGAUAACUAUAUAGAUGACCAUAUAUAUGAUAAUACAGAUGAUGAUUCAUUUUAUAACUUACCAUCUGAUGAUGAGUUAAUAAAAUAUAAACAAGAACAAUUUAAUUAUUACCCCAAUAUAAAGAAUAUAAUAGAUGUAGGAUAUUAUUUAUCUAAUUUAAAAUUUCAAAAUUAUAUUUUUUAUGAUUAUAUAAGUAAAUAUAUAAUAUAUAUGUUAAAAGAACAGAAUUGUUUAAAUCCAUAUUUUAUAGAAAAAGUAAUAUUAUCAUUUCAUAAAAUAAAAAUUAAUGAUAUAAUUUUAUAUGAAUAUAUAUUAAAACAUAUUGAUAUAUAUUUUUAUGACUAUCCACCUAGUGUAUUAUGUAAUAUAAGUUCUUGUUUAUCAAGUGUAUUACCAUUAUAUUAUUCUUCAAUAUAUAAAAUAUUAAAAAAAAUAUUAUUAUAUAUUAAUAAAAAUAUAGAUAUAUUAGAUCUUUCAAGUUUAUCAAGUUUAUGUUAUUUCGCACAUAAAUUAAAGAUUAAUAAAAAUCUACAAAAGGAUAUAUUUUAUAAUAUAAAUAAACAAUUAAAAAGAAAUGAUAAUAAAAAUAAUAAAAGCAUUUAUGAUAUAUCAACAAUUUUUGAAAUAUUAUCUUUUCAUAAUCUUUUAGAUGAAACAUCUUUUCAAAUUUUAUGUAAACAUUUACAUCGUCAUUUAGAAAGUUUAGAACCUUAUGAAUUUAAUAAAGUUAUGAGAGCAUUAACAAAUGUUCAAAAACAUUUAAAAUUAAAUGAUGAAAAAAUUGUUAAUGCUAUAGCUAGAAAUGUCAUACAACAACAUGAACUAUUCCAUAUUAUAGAUUAUCAUCAGAUAGUCAAAAUGUUGUUACAAUCUAAUCUAGUUAAAGAUAUAUACAAACAAGAUCUAAUAAAAUAUCAUAAUAAUCUUCCUUUUUAUUCUUUUGACAAUUUAGAAAUUCAACAUGACAUAAACAAACAAGUCAAACCGAAAUCAAUAUAUAGAUAUCAAAAAGGAACCAUUUAUUUUUCAAAUAAAAAAUAUGAGCAGCCAUAUCCCUUACACCAGUCCCUCCAACAUUAA